AUGCCAAAAAACAACAAGGCAGGAGUUCGAGAGGCGGUGCCUAUCUUCUUCGAUUUUGUCCCGGGAAAAAUCCAAGGCUGGCCUAUCUGGGUAGACAAGGAAUUGUCUGAUGCUGAGUUUGUGGGUCGCUUGGAGCGCGCUGGUAUCCUGAAGGCAGUGGCUAUUUCCAGAAACCUUGAAGGCUUCAGAGACGCCAAAGGGCUCAGGCAUCUGUCCAAACGCAAGUAUGAUUAUAAGAAGGGCAAAAGCCAAUCUUCUAGUAACGAUGUGGUGGAGGUGUCUCCUCCUAUGACCGGCAAGACUUUGGGAGAGGAGAUUGUUACUACUCUUUCUUUUGCUCUUCCUAUUACAGGGGAGGAGCCCCCCAUUGGUGGUCUGGCUGAGGAAACCGGGCAACCGAUGCAGGGUUCCCAAGAUUCUCAGGAUCCCAAAGCCUCUAAGAUCCCUUCAUCUCAAAGUCCCCAUCUUGAGCGCACUCCUAGUUUCAUCAGGACUGUGUUUCCUCAAUCAUUGUCAGAUAAAGGUGCUUUGGAAGACACUCCUUUAUCCAAACAAACAGGUCAAGCCAGUGAGAAGUCUGUUCCCAGUGUUGCCUCUUCCUUAGAAUCAGAAAGUUCAGAAGAAUCUUCGGGGAAAUCAGAGGAUCGGGGAGAAGAGGCUCUGCCUCAGGAAGCCGGCUUUAAGGAUUUUGAGCCUGUUAUCCCUGAAGGAAUUGUAAGACCCGUUCAAAUAGUUGAUCUUCAGCCAGAGCAAAAGGCUGCAAGUCCUCCAGUCUCUGCAAGUGGUGACACAACGAUGGGGGACGCCUUGGGAGUGGCUGCCUCAGAUCUUGAUUCAAGGCUUUCCUCCUUCCUAGCUCGCUUUAACUUAUUGGAAUUUAACAAUCUUCCUGCCAGCCAUUUCCAUGCCUUUGGGUCUUCUUAUGGCAGCUUCCUACGCUUCUCUGUUCCUGCUGAAGGCCUACCGCUGCUAGAGAGUCUACUCAAGAGUCACGGGGAUUUCACCAAUGGCUUCAGGGGAGGCGUUUUUCUGGGUAACAUUUUGUUGGAGUUACUAUGUGCUGUGCUGGUUUCCCUUAGGAAUUCUUCUGUAGAUUCUUUGUCUGAAGAAAAGCUUCUAGAGUGGAGAGGGGUGGUCCAAGACCUUUUGGAGGCCAAGUUCAAUUUGUCCUUUUUGUUGGAUCACCUGCGUCUGUUGGCUCAUAUGCUGUUUCAGAGGCAAUUAUCCAAGAGCAUAGACAUUGAGAUAGCUGCUGCUGAGGAAGCUUUGGCUCGUGCUCACAGGGUUUUACAGGAUUUGAGGGUCAAGCGACAGAGGAUCCUUUCGGCUUCGACUGUGCCUGUUAUUCCUCCGGAUGCCUCCUUGUUAGCUGGCCUCAUUCCUUAGCUUAUUUUAGAUUUAUAUAAACAAUUUGGGGUUGUAUAAGUUUUUUUUUUUUUGAACAUUGCUUUCCUCUUUCUUUCCUUGUGUUUCAAAACUGCUUCUAAUUUCUUAGUAUAUGAAUCUGUCUUUCUAUUUGAUACAUUGCCUUUUCUUUUUGAUGUGUGACUUUUCUCUUUUCUUUCCCGAG
Molecule: messenger RNA, 1570 nt
Organism: Quercus robur (English oak)
Lineage: Eukaryota; Viridiplantae; Streptophyta; Magnoliopsida; Fagales; Fagaceae
Exons: 7
Coding region: 1-1386 (461 amino acids)
Source: RefSeq, a predicted model, not a curated record